Molecule: messenger RNA, 3048 nt
Organism: Girardinichthys multiradiatus
Lineage: Eukaryota; Metazoa; Chordata; Actinopteri; Cyprinodontiformes; Goodeidae
Gene: mmp2
Product: matrix metallopeptidase 2
Exons: 13
Coding region: 169-2142 (657 amino acids)
Biological process (GO): extracellular matrix organization; collagen catabolic process; response to hypoxia
Cellular component (GO): extracellular matrix
Molecular function (GO): zinc ion binding; metalloendopeptidase activity
Source: RefSeq, a predicted model, not a curated record
CAAACACAACUUUGAAAGUUCAUGCAGCCGCUGUGCAGGACGUCCCGCUAAAGAGGGAAAAAAAAAAAUCUGCUGAAGAGCAAACACAGCACAAGCUGAAAGACUGAAAGCAACAACCACUCCGAAGCAGCUUUAUUCCCCAAACCUUGGGGACAUUGGCUUGCGAAAAUGGGCUUCCAGACGAUAUUUAGCUGUCGUCGGGUUAUUUUAAAAGUUUUUUUGCUUCAGUUCAUCGUGUUUCAAGCAACAAAGGCUCGUCCGUCUCCUUUAAUCAGGUUUCCCGGAGACGAUUCCCCGAGAACAGACAAAGAAGUUGCUCUGCACUAUCUGAAUAAGUUUUAUGGAUGCCCACAAGACAGAUGCAACCUUAUGGUGCUCAAAGACACAUUGAAAAAAAUGCAGAAGUUCUUCUCCUUGCAAGAAACUGGAGAAAUAGAUGCCAAAACGGUGGAGAUCAUGAAAAAGCCCCGCUGCGGUGUCCCAGAUGUGGCUAAUUACAACUUCUUCCACAGGAGACCCAAGUGGCAGAAGAAGGACGUUACCUACAGAAUCCUGGGAUACACUCCUGACCUGGAUGAGGAAGUCAUAAAUGAUGCUUUCUACAGAGCCUUUAAAGUAUGGAGUGAUGUCACACCACUUUCUUUCACCCGCAUUAUGGAUGGAGAGGCUGACAUCAUGGUUAAUUUCGGCCGCAAUGAACAUGGAGACGGUUAUCCUUUUGAUGGCAAAGAUGGCCUCUUGGCUCAUGCCUUUGCUCCGGGACCAGGAAUUGGGGGAGAUUCCCAUUUUGAUGAUGAUGAGCAGUGGACCCUAGGAGAGGGCAAUGUGGUGAAAGUGAAGUUUGGCAAUGCUGAUGGAGAGUUCUGUAAGUUCCCCUUCCUGUUCAUGGGCACCGAGUACAACAGCUGUACGCCUCAGGGUCGAGAUGAUGGAUUUCUGUGGUGCUCCACCACCUACAAUUUUGAUGAAGAUGGCAAAUAUGGCUUCUGCCCUCAUGAAUUGCUUUUCACCCUUGGUGGUAAUGGAGAUGGGGCUCCUUGUAAAUUCCCCUUCAACUUUCAGGGGGAAAGUUAUGACAGCUGCACCACUCAGGGCAGGGAUGAUGGAUAUCGCUGGUGUGCCACCACUGAGGACUAUGACCGUGACAAAUCCUAUGGCUUCUGCCCUGAAACUGCAAUGUCAACAGUGGGAGGAAAUGCAGAGGGAAGCCCCUGCGUCUUUCCUUUCAUCUUUCUUGGAGACAGCUAUGAUUCCUGCACUUCUUCUGGACGCAGUGAUGGAAAGAUGUGGUGUGCUACCACUAAGAACUACGAUGAUGACCGCAAAUGGGGUUUCUGUCCUGACCAAGGUUACAGUUUGUUCCUGGUGGCGGCCCAUGAGUUUGGUCACGCUCUGGGUUUGGAGCACUCCCAGGAUCCCGGAGCCCUGAUGGCUCCCAUCUAUACUUUUACCAAAGACUUCAGACUUUCUCAUGAUGACAUCCAAGGCAUCCAAGAGCUCUAUGGUGUGCCCACUGACAAGCCUUUGCCGCCAACCCAGGGUCCUGUCACUCCAAUGGACAUUUGUAAAGAGCCAGUUAUCUUUGAUGCUGUUGCACAAAUCAGAGGAGAGACUUUUUUCUUCAAAGACAGGUUCCUUUUCAGGUCAGUCAACUUCAGAAGCAAACCCAGUGGCCCUAUGCUAGUGGCCACCUACUGGCCGGACCUGCCUGCGAAGAUAGACGCUGCCUAUGAAAACCCAGUGGAGGAGAAAACAGUCUUCUUCUCAGGUGAUGAGAUGUGGGUUUACAAAGCCGAUGAGCUGGAAAGAGGUUACCCGAAGAGGCUCUCCAGUCUUGGACUUCCCACAGACAUCCAGCAAAUCGAUGCUGCCUUCAACUUUAGAAAGAACAGGAAGACUUACUUAUUUUCUGUGGACAAAUUCUGGAGAUAUGAUGAAAAUAGUAAGGCAAUGGACCCUGGCUUUCCCAAACUUAUUGCUGACUCCUGGAAUGGUAUCCCUGAUGCCAUUGACUCGGCUUUCAGUCUGAAUGGAAUUGAUUACAGCUACUUCUUCAAAGGAAACCACUAUUUCAAACUAGAAGACAGCAGUUUGAAGAUUGUCAAGUUGGGAGAAAUCACAAAGGACUGGCUUGGUUGCUGAACAUUUACCAAAAUGUUUCACAGCAGGUGAUGGUGGUCUUGUGAGGUCAUCCAUGUUAAUCGCAUGCAACCUGAGGUUGCUGCAGUUCACACUGUUAUACAUUUUUAGCCUAACAACUCUGCACGCUUCUGUGGGACACAUGUACCUCCAGCCUGUAUAACCAGUCUCAGCUUUGUAGAAUGGUAUCUCAAGACCUUUUACAUGGGCUAAAUGUAUGCAUCUGGUAAAUUGCUUUAUUUUUAUGUGAUUUUGUAAUUAUAUGACUUUGAUGCACAUUUUAAAAAAAAGAUAUGAUCCCCUUUUUUUCUAUGUUUUUGGUUAGUUUAUUUUUUUUUAGGAAGACAGACAUCAGGUAUGUCCACACUGCAUUGCAGUGUUAUAUUAUACCAAGAGGCUAUUUUUGCUAAUUCUGAUUCUAAAAAUUCUAAAAAUACUGGCCACAGAUUACUUCUACAUCCAGUGUAAAAAGCUUUAUAUAAACGUAUCAGCUGUAUUAAUUUUCUCCUUGUUGUGCAAAAAAUGUACAUGCACAAUGUGACCGAGAAUGGUGCUUUCAGAAUUUGCUUUUUGCAUAUAGUCCUACAUUUAUAGUGUGUAUUUUGUAUUUUGUACUUUAUGGGAGUACUUAGUACCAUCUGGAUGUUAGAAAGUAGCGAUCAAAGGCUUGUUAUUCUUUCUUUGGUUUGCACUUUGUAUACGAAAGGCACAGGUUGCCUCUAGAGGCUAUAUAAGUUUGCUCCAUGAUGGAACAAUAACAAGAAUACUGCAGUAGUUUUGUUUACUUGUGUUUUUAUGUUAAGAUUUUUGUUUUAGGUUUUAACAAUAUAGUCAUUAGAUCUUGUAUUUUUUUCUAAAGCUUGUGCACUUUGUCACUGACAUCAAUAAACAUGGUUAUUUUAACUCUUA